This is a messenger RNA of Anguilla anguilla (European eel), 2727 nucleotides long. It is a transcript of the gene acsm3, whose product is annotated as acyl-CoA synthetase medium chain family member 3. Gene Ontology annotation, biological process: fatty acid biosynthetic process; acyl-CoA metabolic process. The transcript has 14 exons. The record is from RefSeq and is a predicted model, not a curated record. Gene Ontology annotation, cellular component: mitochondrial matrix. Bases 253 to 2028 code for a protein of 591 amino acids. NCBI's taxonomy places the organism in Eukaryota, Metazoa, Chordata, Actinopteri, Anguilliformes, Anguillidae. Gene Ontology annotation, molecular function: fatty-acyl-CoA synthase activity; fatty acid ligase activity.
CCCUGGUCUAAAAAAAACAAAAAACGGCCGUAGAGUGUAAAAGCCCCAAAAGUAAAUGCGUAGGGUAGGCCUAAUCACGAAGCUGGUUACCAGGCGUUACUUUUUAUGAACAAAGUACGUUUGCUAAAAUGUCCUAGCUUUUGACAUGAUUCUGUGAAACACUGCUCGAACUGCAAACGCGCAGUUCAAAGCAAGCCAGGGCUUGGCUGUUAUUUCUUGACAUGCCACAGAAGACAGCGCAGCCAAAAGAGGAUGAUGAGGUUUAAGUGCAUAAUGGGAGCGCUCUCUUUCCGUCUUGGAGUACAAAUACAGAGAAAGGACAUUUCAUGCAGUACAAGGGCGUGGUGUCAGAUCCAAAGACAUAAAACAGGUUUUCCAAACAACUUCAAAGAAUAUGAACACCUCAGGCAGCUCUACACCCCAGAAGUACCUGACUAUUUUAAUUUUGCCAAGGACGUGUUGGAUAAGUGGGCUGAGAAGGAGAAGCGUGGAGAAAAAACUCCAAACCCGGCCCUGUGGUGGGUAAAUGACCAAAGGAAUGAGAUCAAAUGGAGUUUUGAAGAACUUGCGUUCCAUUCAAGAAGAGUAGCCAAUGUUCUGUCAGGUCCCUGCAAACUCCAGAAGGGAGACAGAGUGCUUUUAAUCCUACCCAGAAUCCCAGAGUGGUGGUUGGUAAAUGUGGCAUGCCUGAGAACAGGUAUGGUACUGAUCCCUGGGACCACUCAACUUACAGCCAAGGAUAUCCUCUACAGGCUGCAUACCUCCAAAGCUAAGUGCAUCAUAACAGAUGAAUCUUUGGCACCUGUACUGGAUGCUGUGGCCGCUGAAUGUUCUUCUCUCAAAACAAAACUCCUGGUGUCAGACAGGAAGAGAGAAGGAUGGAUGAACUUUGGUGAGCUUUCAAGGACAGCAUCCAGUGGCCAUAUCUGUGCAGAAACUAAAAGUGAAGACCCAAUGGCAAUCUUCUUCACCAGUGGUACUACAGGUUUUCCAAAAAUGACUGAACACAGCCAAUGCAGCUUUGGGAUUGGGUUGACUGUCAACGGCAGGUACUGGCUGGAUUUGACAGAGCGAGAUGUGUUGUGGAACACCUCAGACACGGGCUGGGCCAAGACUGCCUGGAGCAGUGUCUUUGCUGCCUGGAUACAGGGAGCAUGUGUGUUUGUACAUCGGAUGCCACGGAUGGAGACCACCACAGUGCUUGAGACACUAUCCAUUUAUCCCAUUUCGACCUUCUGUUCAACCCCAACAGCAUAUAGAAUGCUAGUACAAGAAGACCUCUCUAGGUACAAGUUUCAAAACUUGCAGCACUGCUUGUCUGCAGGAGAGCCCAUUAACCCUGAAGUGAUGCAAAAAUGGGAAAGCAACACAGGACUUAAUAUCUAUGAAGGAUAUGGCCAGACUGAAACUGUUUUGAUUGCUGGUACAUUUAAAGGGAUGAAAAUCAAACCUGGGUCGGUCGGGAAGCCAUCUCCUGCAUAUGAUGUACAGGUUGUGGACGAUGCUGGUGAGGUCCUGCCUUCUGGAUCUGAGGGAAACCUGGCCAUCAGAGUGACACCUCACAGGCCCUUCUGCCUCUUCUCUGGAUACACUGAUGACCUGGAGCGAACGGCACAAUGCUACAAAGGGGAUUUCUAUCUGACAGGAGACCGGGGAAUAAUGGAUGAGGACGGCUACCUUUGGUUUGUGGGUCGUUCAGAUGAUGUCAUUCUGUCAUCUGGGUAUCGUAUUGGUCCUUUUGAAAUAGAAAAUGCACUGAUUGAGCAUGAAGCUGUGGCAGAAUCAGCUGUGGUUAGCAGUCCUGAUGCCAUCCGGGGAGAGAUUGUAAAGGCUUUUGUUGUACUGAAACCUGCAUUUAAGUCACACAGUCAAGAUCAACUCGCAACUGAACUCCAGAAUCAUGUUAAGAAAGUAACAGCUCCAUAUAAAUAUCCACGUAAGAUGGAGUUUGUCGAACAACUGCCAAAGACAUUGAGCGGCAAAAUAAAAAGAGCUGAACUACGGAAUAAAGAGUGGGGAAGACCGUGAAGUACAAAAGCCAGGUGUCUUAACUAAAAUUGUAAAACUGAUUGAUUCGAUCCUGGAUGCUGAUUGGCUGAGACCACGUUCUACAGCGAUUGUAAAACCAAUACAGUAACGGUUAUUCAAACAGCCUGUUUGUAAAUAGUAUCACAUCGCACACAAACAGUAGUUAUUUUGUAACAUUACCUAUACCUGUGUCAUCAGUGAAUUGUUUCUAUAUGUUCUAACCAUUUUAUAAAAGCUAUACGACACUUCAGGCCAUGCUGAAUCGUUAAUAGUCACAGCUUCAAUUCGCGUUGUGCCUAACAAUGCCCCUGUAACCAUGACUGUAUUCACGACACUGCACGGCCUCUCGUUUUGUAUCGCUUAUGCCGCUCAUCUUUGGCUCCUGAGUGGCAUAUCUGGUUUAAGGCAUUUGCAUGUACAGUACAGUAGAACACAAGUACAUUAGAAAUACAAACUUAAGAAGUAGACUGACCAAUCAAUCGAACAUGGGUUGCACCUGAAAGUAGUAUACACAAUAAUGCCUUUUCAAGAUCUAUUAUAGAUAUGGCAGACUGGGUAAGCUCAAGGGAUAAUUAAAGGAGUAACAUGGUGGUUUUCACACUCAGUUUUGUGUGCUAUUUGCACAAGAGGCAUUAAAGAAACACGAUGAGUAAAGUAUUAUAUGUCCGUUCUUUAUUUAUUUUUGGAGAAAUAUGCGUU